Prorocentrum cordatum is the source of this 582-nucleotide messenger RNA. The record is from the annotation of a GenBank genome assembly. Lineage: Eukaryota; Dinophyceae; Prorocentrales; Prorocentraceae.
CCGGGAGGCGACGCCGAGCCCACGUUCUUGCCGCCCCUGACGCCCCCGAAGAUCGUCGGCAGCAGGUACUUCCAGCCGAGAGGCCGCAAGGAGUUGACCAGCAGCCCGACCCUGCCACCCAUCAACACCUACGCGCCGUCGUCCGCGCGGGAAGCCAUCUGGCACCCCGACGUGCUGCGGCGGGGGCCGGACGUGUUCGGGGCAGGUUCCUUCUCGGCGCGGCUCCGCGGCCUCCCGAAGGGGUCCAGCCAGUCCCGGGACAACUCCGGGUCGCCGCGCUCGCGCGACAGCGACGGUGAGAAGUACCACGCGCCCCGCCGGCACGGCAGCGCGGGCAGCUGGGAGCCGAAGGGCGGCAGUUGGCGCGGCAGCCGGCGCGGCAGCGCGUCGCCGUCGGAGGCGCGCAGCUGGAGCCCGCCCAGGCGCACAAGCUGGAGCCCGUCCCGGAGGCCGUCGAUCAAAGGAGGCACCUUCCAGUCCGACCGCGACCUGCCCGGCCAGCGCGCAGGUGCGUCGUGGUUGCCCUCCCCCAACUUGGAGGGCACCGGGUGGUACGACCUGCACGGCCGACGCAGAGGCCGC